Molecule: messenger RNA, 363 nt
Organism: Cheilinus undulatus (humphead wrasse)
Lineage: Eukaryota; Metazoa; Chordata; Actinopteri; Labriformes; Labridae
Product: scavenger receptor cysteine-rich type 1 protein M130-like
Exons: 2
Coding region: 1-363 (120 amino acids)
Cellular component (GO): membrane
Source: RefSeq, a predicted model, not a curated record
AUGACCUGCUCAGACUCUGUCAGACUGGUGGACGGGACUGGUCUGUGUUCAGGCAGACUGGAGGUGAGGUCUGACCAGCGCUGGUCCCCAGUGUGUGAGGAGGACUUGGACCUGCAGGGUGCUCAGGUGGUCUGCAGGGAGCUGGACUGUGGGGCUCCUUCAGUCUUCAAGGGGGGAAUGUUUGGAGGAGUGGAGGCUCCGUUCUGGACUAAGAAGUUCCAGUGUGAAGGCCACGAGUCUGCUCUCCUGGACUGUCCAGACUCAGGGUUGACUGGAAACACCUGUCCAGCUGCUACAGCUGUUGGCCUCACCUGCUCAGGUAGAGCUGGAGCUUUGAUUGACUUCCCUUUGUUGUCCCACUGA